Penicillium digitatum Pd1 is the source of this 729-nucleotide messenger RNA. Its product is annotated as presequence translocated-associated motor subunit PAM17. The record is from RefSeq and is a predicted model, not a curated record. Lineage: Eukaryota; Fungi; Ascomycota; Eurotiomycetes; Eurotiales; Aspergillaceae. Gene Ontology annotation, cellular component: PAM complex, Tim23 associated import motor. Gene Ontology annotation, biological process: protein import into mitochondrial matrix.
AUGAACACCAAUCCCAUCAGCAUGUCCCUCCGCAAAGCGAUGUAUCUGGGUCAACUAAACCCCGCCGCGUCCUCGCUCGCCGGCGCCGUUCGUCCACUUCACCAGAUCACUCCCCGGAUGGCAUCCAAGCAGCUCACACGCCUGAGCUCCACGACAGCUCGCCCAGCCGCAACACUGACCCUAGACUCCCGGCCACAAUCCAAGGCCGCGUCGCCAUCACCCAUCGCUCUGCGCGCAAAAUCGACCUCAGCACCUACCAACAACGAAGUCAAGCUCGACUGGGACUCCUUCUUCAAGCUCCGCGCUUCCCGCCGCCGAUACUCCCUCGUCUCUUCAGUUGCCAGCUCUGCCAUUAGCACUAGCAUCGGUGUGCAGGUCUUGUCUGGACAGGACCUUGAACAUCUCGGCGCGACGGUCAUGGGUCUCGAUCCCUUUGUUGUCUUGGGAUUGGCGACCGCCACAUGCGGUGCUGUCGGAUGGCUUCUUGGACCGGCUCUCGGAAAUGGUAUCUGGGGACUUGUGUAUAGCAAGUACAAGCCUUCCGUCAAUACGAAAGAGAAGGAGUUCUUUGAUCGCAUUCGCCGGUUCCGUGUCGAUCCUUCCACCAACUCCAUCUCUAACCCUGUUCCCGAUUACUACGGUGAGAAGAUUGGUAGCGUUGCGGGCUACCGAAACUGGCUGAAAGACCAGAGGGCUUACAACCGCAAGCGCCGCAACUUCAUCGCGUAA